AUGAAUCCCCCCAUUCUCGGGACCAUGGGGUCGAGAGUAAGAGUGUGCCAUCGCCAUCCUUAUUCGGCCUUUGUCUCGAGCGGUAAGUCUCUAUAUUUCUUUCAAGAGCUCAGUCCAAAUAUUCGCCGGUUCUAUACUCCAAACCCAUCUACGCGCCCCAGCUUGGUUAGAAUUUGUCUCCGGCAUAUUAGAAGAACCCCCUCGCAGUAUCGCAGCUUAUCAGACAUGGCGAAGCGAAAGCUGGAAGCCAUUGAUGCCCCACAGGUCGUCAAUGGUGCCAAAAAGGCCAAUGUAUGGUCUUCUCCCGGGACCGCAGCGUCUGAUUUCCGAAGUAAGUUUCUCCAAUUCAAUGGUAGAGACGUUGCUAACAAUCUCCAGGCGAUGUCGUAACUACACCCACCGCCUCCAUGCUACAAGCCAUAACAAACACCACCCUCCUGGACGAUGUCUUCGCCGAAGAUCCUACCACGAAUGACCUCGAAAAAUAUCUUGCCCAACGCGCCAACCAUGAAGCUGCUCUAUUCGUGCUCUCCGGCACCAUGGGGAACCAGCUCGCCAUCCGAUCCCACCUCUUCCAACCACCACAUUCUGUGCUCUGCGAUUAUCGCGCACAUAUACUCGAAUGGGAGGCCGGAGGAGUGGCAAGUCUGUCUGGGGCUCUGGUCAAGGGCGUUGUGCCGGAGAACAAAGUGUACUUGACACUCGAAGAUAUUAAAAAGAACGUUAUUCUCGGGGACGAGAUACACGGCGCGCCUACACGGGUCAUCUCACUCGAGAAUACACUCGGUGGGACAGUCAUGCCAUUGGAAGAAGUCAGGAAAAUUUCUGCUUUUGCAAAGGAGCACGAUAUAAGACUUCAUCUUGACGGAGCUAGGCUAUGGGAAGCUGUUGUCUCGGGUGCUGGUUCCUUGCCGGACUACUGUCGAGAGUUUGACAGUGUAAGUCUUUGUUUCUCAAAGGGACUGGGAGCUCCCAUUGGAAGUGUCCUUGUAGGAGCCCAGAAAUUUAUCAAGCAUGCGAGGUGGGUACGAAAGAGCAUUGGUGGUGGGACAAGACAACCUGGUGUUCUCACCGCCGCAGCACGAGUAGCCGUUGAUGAGACAUUCGGAAAGGACGACAAUGGCAAAGAUGGAUUACUGGAAAAGAGCCAUGUCACGGCCAAGAGGAUCGCGAAAAAUUGGACAGAUAUGGGGGGGAAAUUGUCUCAACCCACGGAAACGAACAUGGUCUGGCCAGAUCUAGAUGACGUCCAUUGUUCUGGAGACGAAUUCGUGGAACUGGGAAAGGAACAUGGGCUACGGCUUCUUGCUGGAGGCCGUUUGGUUGUCCAUUAUCAGAUUAGUGAUGAGGCUGUUGAUAAGUUGGAGCUUGUUAUGAAAGAGAUUAUGAAGAAGAGAGGCCAGAAUGGAUCUGCUAAGAGGCAAAAGGUAGGUGAGAGAGAAUAUAAGUGA
Hymenoscyphus albidus is the source of this 1451-nucleotide messenger RNA. The record is from the annotation of a GenBank genome assembly. Lineage: Eukaryota; Fungi; Ascomycota; Leotiomycetes; Helotiales; Helotiaceae.